AUGGAUUUAAGUCGGAAUGAAUAUUCAGAAAAUAUCUUUCAAACACACAUCAAUAUUGUUAGUCCAAAGGAUCAGAACCCAUAUUGUUACGUUGAUCUGAUGAGUCUCUAUCGUGUGGGAAGGGUUUGCGUCCAGAGCAUACUCGCUCAAAACUCUUUAAAGCUUGACAACUUAGACAGAUUUCAUAUCAAACUGAAUCUAACUCUCAGAAAAAUCCGUAAUAAAGAUAUAAGAAAUCUUAUUGAAACUUGCGCUCAGUACCCUGGCCAAGCCCUACACAUCACUUGGCCAAUGUGCGUAGACUGUCUAGACUUCGAACUCGAGUCCCGGUACGUAUUUCUGCAUCUAUCCAAUGAACGCUAUGAAAGAACACUCUUUUUUAUGUUUAUGGAAGUCUACGAAGCUGAUGCAAUUUAUGGCUGCUUUGGUGUGUUGGAAGAAGGCCAUUUGCAAGAACUCUAUGGCUUGUCGUACGUGGAUUGUGGAAAACAAUGCAAAUCAAAAAAUUUCAAAUUCUCUGCCGUCAAAGCCGAAAUAGAAUGCUACUGUUCCAAUGAAUUUGUGGUGAAUAACCAGAUUUCUAUAUCGGAGUGCAGAAAAGGGCACUAUAAGUACUAUUUAGUAUAUGAUGUUGAUUCAGAUGUAAUUUUUGAGGAGGCAACAAAGGUUUAUCAUUUUUGUAAGAACGAUUUGGAAAUAUCUGAAGAAUGGAAUUGUGAGUCCUUCAAAUGUCUGUCGAAUUGUAGUGGAUCACUCUGUGAAAUUGACGCAAUCCAAGAAAUGCCUCCCAUCUUGUACAUUGGUUGCUUCAUGUACGCUAACUGCAUCGAGAAAUCGCACGUUACAUCGCUGGACGAAUGCAUCGUCUUCUGCAAGCAACACCUCAUCAGUUACCUUAUCUUUUCCAUGCGUAACGGGCACGAGUGCUACUGUUCGACACAUGCGGACGUCUUGUUAGACUCUUCAAUGUGCAAUGUGACGUGUGGCUCUGAUAAGAAGGCUUGCGGCGGCCUCACUCUUUACAGCGUUUACUCCAGUAAAAUGUUAUUAGAAGAUAUAGUGGGUUGUUAUUCUGCCGAGAAGAUAAAUUUAGAAAAGGCAAAAAUUUACUUUGAAGAUGAUUACAUGACGUUUACCUACUGCCUAAGUUUUUGUCGAGAACAUAAAUCAGAUCACGUAGCUUUGAAGAAUGCCUCCAUGUGUGUCUGUGGAUACCUGCUCGACCUGUUUGCACCUAGUGACCAGGUGCACAUUUCCAAAUGUAACAUGCCCUGUCGCGAUGAUUCAACCAAAAAUUGUGGCGCUACUCAAGCCUUUUCAGUCUACAAAGACUGUUCGAAGUUGAAUGGACUCUGUGAUCCCCUUACUCAGUGUAUCGGUGUUAUUGUUAAUGGUCAGCAGAGAAAUGAAUGUCGUUCAACCACACAAGCCAGUAAACUAGUUUCGUGGAAACCGAUGGCUAUGAUAAGCUCGGCUAUUGGCUUGCUCAUAAUUAGCAUCGCUGUUCUUCAGUUUUAUUUGCACAGACGAAAACUUCAAAAGCGUUCCCAUGUUAGAGCAAGCGGGUCUCUUCCAAAAAAGCUCGAGCAGAGUUACCUGCAAUAA
This is a messenger RNA of Helobdella robusta, 1605 nucleotides long. RefSeq lists its product as hypothetical. Gene Ontology annotation, cellular component: plasma membrane. The coding region runs from base 1 to 1605 and encodes 534 amino acids. The record is from RefSeq and is a predicted model, not a curated record. NCBI's taxonomy places the organism in Eukaryota, Metazoa, Annelida, Clitellata, Rhynchobdellida, Glossiphoniidae. The transcript is spliced from 12 exons.